GCUGCUACGUGAACGUCGGGCCCGUCCCUGAAGAGAGAGACACUGGCCAAGAAGUGAGAGCUAUUCAAAGGCCGACAUAUGCAACGGUGAACGUGUCCCACUGUCAGCUAUAAGAAAAAGAUAUCAUCCCACAUCAGAAAAAAGGAUACCGUGAAAUUUCGAAAAAGGGAAUGUGUGACAUGUUCAUCCAAACACAGCAGACGAGUAGCGUCAACGGCAGCAGCAGCAGCAGCAGCAGCAGCAGCAGUAACAACACCGUUCACCAUCACAGCAAGAAACGGAAGUUGGAGUACAACGUGAGCCAGCCGGUGAUCCAGCACGCAUUGGUCCAAUCGACCGGCGACUACCAAUUAGACAAUACCGGGCUCCAGCAACGGUACUCCGUGAACGGUGCUAAUACCGCGUUUAGCUCGCUGCACAACAAUAAUGCGCUGCAGAAGAGUAGCCCGAAUCAACAGACCCUGGUACGAGCCUCGACGAUCAAGCUCUUAGACACGUACCAACGCUGUAGCCAGAAGAGAAAAACUUGGUCGAGGGAAGGUAAUGGUGACGGCCUGGCAGUCCACUCCGCCAACGCGACGAACGCAGUGGGCAGUACUGUAGUGUCGCAGCAUCACAACCAACAGCAACAACAGCUGCAACAACAACAACAGCAGCAGCAACAACAACAGCAGCAGCAGCAGCAGCAACACAAACAGGCAGGCAUGACGGCGCACAGCAAACAAGUGACCAACGCUGCCAACGGCGGCGGCGGCGGUGGCGGCAGCAAUCCCCAGGGAGACGGUGAUUACCAGUUGGUCCAGCACGAAGUUCUCUAUUCUAUGACCAAUCAGUACGAGGUCCUCGAGUUUCUGGGCAGAGGUACCUUUGGACAGGUCGUGAAAUGUUGGAAGAAGGGAACUAAUGAAAUCGUGGCUAUCAAAAUUUUAAAGAACCAUCCAUCGUAUGCGCGCCAAGGUCAGAUUGAGGUCUCCAUCCUGUCACGGCUCAGUCAGGAAAACGCGGAUGAGUUCAAUUUUGUGCGCGCUUACGAGUGCUUCCAGCACAAAUCCCACACCUGCUUAGUCUUCGAGAUGCUAGAGCAGAAUUUGUAUGAUUUUUUGAAACAAAAUAAAUUCUCACCCCUUCCGCUGAAAUACAUCAGACCAAUUCUCCAACAAGUACUCACCGCUCUUUUAAAACUUAAGCAAUUGGGGUUGAUUCACGCGGACCUUAAGCCAGAAAACAUCAUGUUGGUUGAUCCAGUACGGCAGCCGUACCGUGUGAAAGUUAUCGAUUUUGGGUCUGCCUCCCACGUGUCGAAAGCUGUCUGCAACACGUAUUUGCAAUCGCGAUACUAUCGUGCGCCCGAAAUUAUACUUGGACUUCCGUAUUGUGAAGCGAUAGAUAUGUGGUCGCUCGGCUGUGUGGUUGCAGAGUUGUUUUUAGGAUGGCCUCUAUACCCCGGUAGCUCGGAAUACGAUCAGAUUCGAUACAUAAGUCAGACGCAAGGCCUACCGACCGAGCACAUGUUGAACAACGCCAGCAAAACCACGAAAUUCUUUUAUAGGGACAUGGACAGCACAUAUCCAUUUUGGCGAUUAAAAACACCGGAAGAGCACGAGGCUGAGACUGGUAUCAAAUCAAAGGAGGCGAGAAAAUAUAUUUUUAACUGUCUCGACGAUAUUGGUCAGGUUAAUGUUCCGACUGAUUUGGAAGGUGGUCAACUUUUGGCCGAGAAAGCCGAUAGAAGAGAGUUCAUUGACCUCUUGAAGAGGAUGCUCACAAUGGACCAGGUAGAGCGCCGAAUAACACCCGGGGAGGCUCUGAACCAUGCCUUUGUCACGCUGGCCCAUUUAGUCGAUUAUGCACACUGUAACAAUGUGAAGGCUUCCGUCCAGAUGAUGGAGGUUUGCCGACGAGCGGGCGAUUUCACGGCAAGCCCAGCGCAUCACCAAGCUCCUCCAGCGCCUCAGCCACCACCGCCGACGUCGUUGGUAGCUAACUUUGUGCCGACGACGAACGGUAGCGCUGUCACUUUCACCUUUAACAACCAGUUGACCAAUCAAGUACAGCGAUUGGUCAGGGAGCAUCGGACUGCGCAAACAGGAUACGACAAUCUGUAUCAAAUAUACAGUAACAGUAGUCGUCGGGCGACUCAGUACAGUAGCUCGUCUAGCGGAUCGAAUAGUGGACGAAGCGGAGUGCACGACUUUCCGCAUCAGUUGGUGCCUGGUCUACUUUGUCAUCCACCCAGUUAUCAGACGAUGCCAAGUCCUGCAAAACACGUAGUCGUUGCUCAGCCCCCGCAGGCGCAGCAAGGUCCUCUCCAAAUCCAACCAUCCAUCAUAUCGCAGCAGGCUGUUGCUGCGGCGGCUGCAGCCGCGCAACAACAGUACGCGGCGGUCCCUGUGUCUAUGGUGGAAACUGGACGUCAAAUGUUGUUAACGAACGCUGUGCAGACUUCGUGGCCGGGUGGAAGUCGUCAAAUGGCUGCUAUCGUGCCAUCAUGGCAGCAGUUGCCGCCGCAACAUGCAGCUAUACAGCAGCCAUUGUUGAGUGACGCAGGAGAUUGGGGAAGGCCUCUAAUCGUCGACAGUUCUGCUAUCUUGCAGGAUCAGCGGCCAGUGUUUCCUGUCACAGAGGUGUAUAACACCAGUGCCCUCGUCGAACAUCCGUCUCAGGGCUGGGGCAAACGUAGCGUGACCAAACAUCACCAACACCACGGGACGGUGCCUCAGCAGUCUCAGCACAGGCACGAGCACAAGAAAGAAACGCAACAGUUGAGUCCGGUGAAGAAGAGGGUAAAAGAAAGCACACCACCGAGCAACAUGAGACGGCAUUCGCCUAGCAACGGUCACUGGCAACAGCAGACGAUGCAACAGCCCCAUCACAACAGCAAGCACAGCAGUAGUCACAACGUAGAGCAUCAUCAGGUUACAUCCGGUCGGCAACAAACCAUCACGAUCCACGAUACACCCUCGCCGGCGGUCUCUGUUAUCACGAUCAGUGAUAGUGAAGACGAAACACCUGGCAAAUGCUGUGGAGAUCGCCAGUGCGGAGCCUGUCAAAAUUUGGCAACUCGCCUGUCUGGCGAUGGACGUCCAGUCCGCGAGGAAGUCAUUCGAAGUACGCAGUCAACACCACGCGUGGUCCAACCGUUGCAACAGACCCACUCGACCAGUCAGUCCCAUACGAACGGGCACGUGACGGCGCACAGUACGUCACAGCGAACGCAACGGAAGAAUAUUAUCAGUUGCGUGACAGUCGGUGACAGCGACGGCGAGGCUAGUCCAGGCCGAGCGCAUACUCAUCUCUAUCAACAUUUACCUCAGCAUCCCCAGCACCCACAGACCACCCAGUUAAUUAAGCAUGAACCUCAACAACAACAUCAUGUUAGCAGCAGUAGCUCGGGAUACUCUUCGCAGUCGCAAAAGAAACGGUUAUUGGCUAAAGUACAGUCUGAAUGCAAUAUGGUGAAUGUUGCGACGAAACCGGAGCCAGGCGUCGAGUACCUAGCCCCACAUCCGUGUCACGCGCCAGCCUGCAAAGAGCCACCGACCUAUCAGGAUGAUGCCUAUGACAUGCAUGACUACUUCUUGCAGUAUGUGACCACGAGUAGCGCGCAUCCCCACCUCCAAGAGCAGCACAUCGUGUACACGACCGGCACGGACAAACGGGUAUCAUGGCCCGGUAAGAGGGCCGAGUACAAGCAUGAGUACGUUCAACCUCCGGCCGCUCAUUCGCGAGACCAUCAGAAAUGGGCGGUGGCCAAUACUGUGCAUCAGUAUAGGCAGAGCCAGGUGGUGGGUUCGGCAGCCCAUCCGGGUCAUACCCACAGCCAUCAUGGGCAUCCGGCCCACCUCAGUCCUGGGGGCGGUGGCGGGGGCAGAAGUCCUGCGGGGGGGCCUGUAAUAGGAAGUGCCCAACAUCUGGGACAACCCCUGUACCAGGAGUACGCCCAUGUGCGUUCAAGGGCCCAUGCCGUGCCACCCCCGGUGUACGUUACCGCCGCGCCUUCUCAGGCUCCCACUGCUAUCCAGCAGCAACAAGUGCCCACCUAUCAGGGAUUCACACCCGGGUGGGUACCUAGACACCUAGUUGAUGCAUGCAUCUCGUCUCCAUUAACGUUGUAUGAUUCUAGUCGAGCGUUGCCACCACCAGCUCAUCACAGCUCGGCCAGACCGUUGCUAGCGAGUCACGCGGCACAUCCACUGCCUGCGCAUAUGCAGCCGACGGCGGUAUACGGAUUGGCCCCGCUAUCACCGGCCAAACAUCAAUAUCAACCUUCUGGUUUGUGGUUCACCGAGUAAAUUGUUCCUCACGUGUUCGACUCGAGAAACGAAAAAGAAAAAACAAAAACAAUUCGACAGUGGGAGGGGACCCGGUACACGGAGAGACCAGGCACACUUGUCGAGAGAUAACAAGACCACAGAGAACUAUCGUUUCGAACGAAAGGAAAAAGGGGGUAUCGCGCAAA
Molecule: messenger RNA, 4459 nt
Organism: Dufourea novaeangliae
Lineage: Eukaryota; Metazoa; Arthropoda; Insecta; Hymenoptera; Halictidae
Gene: Hipk
Product: homeodomain-interacting protein kinase 2
Exons: 19
Coding region: 171-4292 (1373 amino acids)
Biological process (GO): peptidyl-serine phosphorylation; peptidyl-threonine phosphorylation
Cellular component (GO): cytoplasm; nucleus
Molecular function (GO): protein tyrosine kinase activity; ATP binding; protein serine/threonine kinase activity
Source: RefSeq, a predicted model, not a curated record